GAAAUUAAGGGGAAAAAAAAGUAGUUUACUAAAAUCCAAGACUUUGAGCGUUGAGGAUCUAUCAUCAGGAAUUUAAAAAAAUAUCCAAAGUCCGGCCAGCUGUAGUAUAAAAGGGUAACAAUAACUGGGCGUGACUGCUGCUAUCACAGAACAGAACGAGCAACACGGAGGACAUGUCCACCUCCAAUCAUGCUCCAGAACUCCAAACUCCACUUUUAUACGACAUCGUUGAUGACUCUGUUGACCAUAAGGGCCGACCCGUUUAUAGAUUCAAUUCUGGUGGAUGGAGAUCCGCAGGUUUCAUCAUAGGAGUGGAAGUUGCAGAGAGAUUCGCGUAUUACGGGAUAUCUUCCAACUUGAUAACGUAUUUGACCGGUCCGUUGGGUCAGUCGACGGCAACUGCGGCAGAGAACGUGAAUAUGUGGGCGGGGACUGCGACGUUGCUGCCGAUAUUAGGUGCUUUUGUUGCUGAUUCUUUUCUUGGCAGAUACACAACUAUCAUUGUUGCUUCGCUUAUCUAUAUCUUGGGACUUGGCUUGUUGACUCUAUCAGCUCUACUUUCGACUCACACCGCUACUGAUUUGCCAUGUUCCCCUCCUCCAUUUCAACUGAUUUUGUUCUUCUUUGCUCUGUAUUUAGUAGCGAUUGGUGAAAGUGGGCACAAGCCUUGUGCUCAGGCUUUUGGAGCUGAUCACAAAAAUUGUAACAGGUUCCUCAACAAAGCCCUGCUUGCACCAAACGGCUCAAAGGAAGAUGGGAAUGUAUGCAGCAUCAGUGAUGUUGAAGAAGCUAAGGCAUUACUUAGGCUUGUUCCAAUAUGGACUUCAUGCUUAGUCUUUGCUGUAGUGUUUGCGCAGAGAUCAACUCUCUUUACUAAGCAAGCAGUUACGAUGGAUAGAUCGAUUUCACACGGUAUCGAUUUUCCAGCGGCUUCACUUCAAUUCUUUAUGAACCUCUCCAUUGUACUCUUCAUUCCAAUAUAUGACCGUGUCUUUGUUCCCUUAGCAAGAGCUUUAACCAGAAAACCCUCUGGCAUUACAAUGCUUCAGAGAAUUGGAACUGGUAUUUUUUUAUCUGUCAUGACUAUGGUCAUUGCUGCUCUCGUUGAGAUGAAGAGGCUCAAAACUGCCCAAGAACAUGGACUGGUUGAUCUGCCAGAUGUGACGAUUCCAAUGAGUGUUUGGUGGUUAAUCCCUCAAUAUGUCUUGCUUGGCAUUGCUGAAUCGUUUACCAUGGUGGGAUUGCAAGAAUUUUUCUAUGAUCAGGUCCCCAGUGACCUGAGGAGCGUUGGUAUUUCACUCAACCUUUGUAUCUUUGGUACAGGAAACUUUCUAAGCAGCUUUCUUAUAUCUGUCAUUGAGAAAGCAACUGGUGGGAAUGGCCGAUACAGCUGGUUUGAUAAUAAUCUGAAUCGGGCUCAUCUUGAUUACUUCUAUUGGCUACUAGCUGGGAUGAGCGUGGUGCAAAUGGCUUUCUACGUUUAUUCUGCAAAAUCUUACAUUUAUAAUAGGAGAGGUGCCGUGUAAAGAGAAUGUCUUCUUAUUGUUACUGCAAUGGAUGAAACCAGAACACUACCUGCAACAGGGGAGCAGCCUAAGAUGUAAAUUUCCUUCUUCGUUUUACAAUUCAAAAUGUAAUAUUUAUGUGAAUGGAUGAACUACUGCGUCGUCGUUGUUGGUCUAUAUGUUCUUCAUAUGUCUAGGCUAUAUAUUCUGUAAUUGAUUGCUGCAAUAAUUCAAUACAGCUCGGCCUAAUUAAUCAGGUCUAUGUUAAA
This is a messenger RNA of Populus nigra (black poplar), 1774 nucleotides long. RefSeq names its product protein NRT1/ PTR FAMILY 5.10-like. Gene Ontology annotation, molecular function: transmembrane transporter activity. The coding region runs from base 174 to 1526 and encodes 450 amino acids. Gene Ontology annotation, biological process: transmembrane transport; oligopeptide transport. The transcript has 4 exons. Gene Ontology annotation, cellular component: membrane. NCBI's taxonomy places the organism in Eukaryota, Viridiplantae, Streptophyta, Magnoliopsida, Malpighiales, Salicaceae. The record is from RefSeq and is a predicted model, not a curated record.